Molecule: messenger RNA, 1530 nt
Organism: Larimichthys crocea (large yellow croaker)
Lineage: Eukaryota; Metazoa; Chordata; Actinopteri; Sciaenidae
Product: protein FAM3C
Exons: 10
Coding region: 528-1298 (256 amino acids)
Source: RefSeq, a predicted model, not a curated record
UCUGCAAGUUUAUGGGUUGGGAUCUCAAAGCGUGCGAAGAAGGCGUUCAUCUCCUCUGCCAGCUAGUCGCUUGAGUCCACAGCCGUGUUUGUUCUGCCCUCUGAAGUUGGUGAUGUCCUGGAUGCCCUGCCACAUCUGCCGUGGGUUGUGGUUAGAGAGAUGAUCCUCUAUUUCGGUUUUGUAAUCCUGUUUGGCUCUAGUGAUUCCUCUUUACAGGUUGGCUCUGGCAGCACUGUACAGUUCUGUACUGCCCGACCUGAAGGCGGUGUUGCUGUCCUUGAGGAGCAUCCUGACCUGGCUGGUCAUCCAGGGCUUCUGAUUGGGGAAAAUCCGGAUCCACUGUGACAUUCCUUAUGCAGAACUUGAUGUAGGAUAGCACAGCCUCUGUGUGUGCAGCCAGGUCCUGGUGUUCAAAGAUACCCCACUCAGUGUCGGCAAAACAGUCCUGGAGCUGGAGAAGUGUGCAUCUUCAGGCCACGUGGUGAUGGUCUUAGUCAGAGGAGUGGAGCUUCUUCUGAGGGGGAUGUAUGCGGAUAUACUUGAAGUGCGUUUCAAAGGCUUCAGCUCUUCCAUCUAGGACAAAAAAACAUUUUUUUCUUGCAGAUAUGAGAUGUCGAGGUGUUUCGUACCUUGCUGUUGUAAUUGUUUUCCUCCUAAUAACUUGGGGAAUCUCCAUGAAUCUUUUUGAUUCACAGGAGAGCACAAGAAAUAUUCUUGGGCUUAAUCAUGUAUAUCGAAUCAAAUUCGAAACAGCCACAUCAGCGCCUCAGCCAAAGUGCAGCCUCUCCAAAGCCUGUCCACCUGACCAUUUUUCUUUACAUAUCAAGAGCGGAGCAGCUAAUGUUGUUGGACCAAAGAUCUGUUUCGAGGGUAAAACCAUUAUGAGUCACGUGUUGAAUAACGUGGGACCAGGACUGAACAUCGUGGUGGUAAAUGGUGAAAAUGGAGUUGUGGAAAAAUUUGGCUACCUUAAUAUGCAAGCUGGAAACCCAGAAGACAUCUUGGCAUAUCUGACAGAAAUCAAACCUGGAAUGAUUGUUUUGGUGGCUUCAUUUGAUGACGUGACAGCAAAAAUGACAAAAGAAAUGCGGGAGAUAUUUGUCGGAAUGGGUAGCACUUUGAUCACGUCUGUAAAACGCAGAGACAGCUGGGUGUUUGCUGGAAGAACAGGGACAGGAAACAGAAGCAUCUAUGAGAAGCAGGCUGUUAAUGAUCGGAAAAACAACAUUUAUGAAGGAUGGCCAGCGAUGGUGGAGAUCGGUGCCUGUUUUCCAAGGAUCCUAACUGCCGAACACUGACGACGAGGGACUUUUGUGAUGAAAAGGACAAUAUGAUGAAAGUUUCUCUUUUAAUGCCCUUUUCAAGACUUCCACCCCGACUUUCAAACUCCAAACUGAAUUUUCUAGACUUAAGAGAAGGGAUUCCUUUUACUCUUCCCGGAGUUUCCUUGAGAUUGCGAAGCUUCCUGCGGCUUGACAUUUGUGAUUCUGGGUUAUAUAAAUAAAAUUGACUGCUUUCAUAUACCAGCGG